AUGUUCUCUGUGUACUCUGUUGUCUUCACGCUUGUGCUGUUUUCCGAGUUUGGCGGCCAGGCGGUUAGCCUGGCGCUACCAGCGAGCAACGCAGAGGACGUGAUGAUGGACCAAGAGAGCUGGGGUUCCCUCCAGGGUGAGGAAGACAUGGCCGAGCCCGCCGUCCCCAUCCCUUUGAAUAAACAACCAACCAUCCUGGACAGCAAACCCGAGGAAGAAGGCGGCAACCCCAGGAUCAUCCUCCUUUCAGACGUUUGGUUGGGAGGUCAUAGGCGACGUGGCGUGAAACCAGCCUACGUCCGGAGCCUUCCUCUACUCCCGGGCUCGGCUCACCCUCCUGCAGACCACCUUUUGGAAACGGAGCGCAGACAGACCGACACUAAUGUGCUCCGCUGUAUGAUAGGAAGAGUUUACCGACCCUGCUGGCGAUCAUAA
This is a messenger RNA of Lampris incognitus (smalleye Pacific opah), 435 nucleotides long. It is a transcript of the gene pmch, whose product is annotated as pro-melanin-concentrating hormone. The record is from RefSeq and is a predicted model, not a curated record. The transcript is spliced from 3 exons. Lineage: Eukaryota; Metazoa; Chordata; Actinopteri; Lampriformes; Lampridae. Gene Ontology annotation, molecular function: type 1 melanin-concentrating hormone receptor binding; melanin-concentrating hormone activity. Bases 1 to 435 code for a protein of 144 amino acids. Gene Ontology annotation, biological process: chemical synaptic transmission; behavior.